CUAUCAGCAAUUAGUGUCACGCAGCGUAUUGGUGAUUUAUACUUGAAAACUUCAUGCCUAAUUCAUCGCACGGAAGGAGUAAAAAUAAACACCACAAUAUUUCAUUAACAAAAUUACUAACCUUACUUAAUUUAACUUUCUGUACCUCAUUUUUUUUCAGGUAGCGUUGUCCUGCUUCUCAAUUUAUGUAUUAUAUUCCGUGGUGAGUUCAUCGCCUGGGAGGAAUAAUGAGCCUGCGUUGUGUUUGUGCGCGCGGUACUGACGUUUGUGGCGCCAGCGAUCAACACCUGCUGAUAGGGGCGGGGAGGGGACAGGACCAGCCAGCACACCGCGUGACGUCAUGCCUGGUAACCACCCUAGCAACGUGUAAACAAACGCCAAGUGGAUGUGUGUAUCGCCAGUCCUUGUUUGUGGAGUUGGAGGGAUGGGUGACGAGGAGUGUCUCCGUGGUUCUUUAUAUAAUGUGAACUAUAUGUGAAAGUUGUAAUAUAUUUGAAUGGAUUAUCGUAGAUGUUUAAAAGUUAGCGGUCAAGUACAAACGAAUAAAACCAAUAUUUCGCAUCACGCACUGUAUACUGCGACAUAUCGGGGAAAAAAAAACGGUGGUGAAAGUAACUUGCCUGACAGAUAAAAAAGAAGAAAAGCACAUGAUUUAUGUUUACAAUAAUUAGAAAGGUACAGUUUGUCCGUCCACUUCUGGCGUCCCACCAAGGCCACACCACCGACCUGAUGAUCGAGGGGGCUCCUCACACUAUGCCCGAUACAAGAUCAACAUGAUCGGAAAGGACGUGAGCAGCAGUGGCGGCAGCAGCACCACCACCAUCACCACCACUGCCAUCAAUAUCACCACCAUCACUAUUAAUAACAACAACGCUAACAACGACGACGAGGACAUCAGCGAGCUCAAGUCUCGGUGUUCAGUUAAGACACACGCCUUCCCGUCCACAACUUGUCAGGGACUUGGUCUACCUGUUCCGUGAUCUUUUCCUUUGCUGUGAUGGGCGUGGGCGUCGCCCUGUAGCUUUCUGUCAAAAUGAGUGCCAAAAGGAAGCCUCGCACGCCCACGCCUCCGCCAGUCAUGAAGGAGGACGCGGACGAUGAAAGCGAGGAUGUGUUUGCAGGCAGGCGCGUCUCCGUGUCAGAAUUUGACGGCCAAGACUUUGGCUACGAGAGCGUCAGUUCUCCCGGAGCGUCCAGCACAUCAUCGGAGCCUGCAUACAUUAGAAAGCCAGGAUUUGAACAUCAUGCUCACGAGUUUCGAGCCACCCCUCCCAAGUCCACGGCGUUCACACCGACAAGUGUGAAUGUCAGUCUAGGGGGAAACUUAGCGGGAGGGCAGCCGAUAAGAACCUCCCUUCACAAACCCACGGGCCUCCAGUCACCCACGGGCUCUCUGGGGUCCAAGGGCAGCAAGAAGAAAAAGAGCAACACUCCAGAGGCCCGGGCAGAGAAUGCUAACGCGGAAGCUGACUCACCUUCCCCGAAUCCUGUCAGGCCGAAGCUAAAGAAAGAUCCGCUGCCGAUGAAGAUGCGUGCCUUCCCUCAGAGCUUCUGGCUUCAGCCCAAUAAGAACAAUCUGCCCCCCUCCUGCUCCACUCUGCCGCCCCUCAUCCUCGGCAAGGAUUCCAGCGACAUGUUCGAGAUCCGUCCAGUCACACCGCCUGAAGAGGACCGAGUGGCCACCGCGGAGCAGGCACGAGGGGAGCCUGCCAAGGCGGAAAAGGAGGCAGAGCUGAGGUCCAUCAAAGUAUGCAACCCAGAUCUGCUGUCCAGACUCUUCGACUCCGUGGAGCAGGGAGACAAGAAGCGGGUGGCAGUGGUGCGGAGGGGGAGGCCCCGGAAGCCUCCCUCUACAGUGCUGCCAAGAGUGCUGCGGGAUGACGACCCGUGUCUGGUAAGCACCGUCACGGAAUCCAUCCUGCCACUCCUUCCUGAUAAGACUCCCGUGUCCUCAGGCUCGUCUACCCCGCUUGGUAUCCGCCAAGGGCCCCAGGUGCUGGAGAUGGUGAACCUGCGUGAUGGUGACAGAACCAUCUCCCUGCCCUCCCUGAAUGUGGAACACAAUUACAACCAAAUACUAUCAGAACUAGUACUCAAACUGUAGCUUAAGUUACUGACCCAAGUUGUUCUUCACCUCUAUAUUUUUAAUAUUUUUUGCAAUAUUCCAAAUGAAUGUUUAUUUUUGUUUUUCCUUUUAAUCUGCAAUUUGAAUUUUCCAUAAACUGAUCUAAUGUUUUGUUCCAUUAAGGUAAAAACUUAAAUUCCUGAAAAGUUCUUAUGUAACAGCAAUCUUCUGUAUGAGAGAUGUGAGGCAACUACACAUGCCAAAGAGGGAAUGAUUUGGAAAUUUCUGAGAACUCAAGGAAUCAAUUUAGAUUCUGUUGCUACUUCAUAUUCUUAAGUCUGUAAACCUUGUAACUAUGGCUCCUCAUUCAGUGUCAUACAGAGCCAUUGCUCAAAUCUCAGGUAAAGAUUUAAUCAUUAGAGAACUUCCAACUCAGGAAGGUUUUUUACAUAAGGUUAUUAGACUAGAAAACACUUGUAUUCAGUAAGUACAGGAGUCAUAGCUUCAGGUACCUGCUGGCAGAAGUUUUUAGCAAUUUCUUGUUGGUUUUCAUGAUCUCUUAUAUCAAGAGAAGAAAUGUAUUUUGCUAUAUUUUUGUAGGAAAUUUUCAGAUAUUAAUUGUAAAGUACUUCACAGAUGAUUUCAAAUUUUUUGCACAAAAUUUUAAUUAUCACCAAGACAGAGUCUAGUAGUGGAAGGUUGAAGAUGACAAAAUAUCCUUUUAAGUCAUGUACAAGACUAGCAAUACUUUAAAAAAAACAAAGUAACAUUAUAAACCCAUACAACAAGCACCAGUUUUUUUUCAAUCUUGCAUCCAAGAACAUAAUUGGAAAUUAUAUAAUUCUCUAUUGAAACAAAAUAAUAUGCUUGUAGUCUAAUAUGGAUCAACAAAUUAAAACCUGACUGGCUUUGUUCCAAUUGAGAAAUGGUAUGCACUGUGAGAAAAGGACCAAGGCUGAGCCCCAAAUAACAUCAAGAUUAUUGAGUAUUUCCCAUUGGCUUGUUGACUCAACUUCUGCAUACAGUUAACAAUGUGACUAACAAGUUUAUCUAGGUAUUUGAAAACUCACCCAAACCAUCAGUGAACAGAAUAUGUUGACAAACUUUGCAUCUAGUGAGAAUUUCAGUCCUACAUUGGGAACUAGCAAUUUCCCUUGUGCUAGAUCCUUGACCAAUAAAUUUAUUAUUAUUAUUAUUGAAACAUAAUUAAAAAAUAAUCUCUUAGCUGGUGAACUCAUCCUUCCAUUAUUAAAUUCUUAUCAUUGGUGACAUGUUGAGAGACAGAGCAGCUGGGGUCAGUAUGACUUGAGAUACAAACAGGCACCACAUUUUAAAGUUCCUAGCUGUUCAAACAUGGCUUGGUUUGAGCUUAUUUUGUAGUUUUGUUACAGGAUAGGAUGACUGACACACACACACACACACACACACACACACACACACACACACACACACACACACACACAGCAA
Molecule: messenger RNA, 3532 nt
Organism: Scylla paramamosain (green mud crab)
Lineage: Eukaryota; Metazoa; Arthropoda; Malacostraca; Decapoda; Portunidae
Exons: 5
Coding region: 1034-2104 (356 amino acids)
Source: RefSeq, a predicted model, not a curated record